Molecule: messenger RNA, 8009 nt
Organism: Phasianus colchicus (ring-necked pheasant)
Lineage: Eukaryota; Metazoa; Chordata; Aves; Galliformes; Phasianidae
Gene: FAXC
Product: failed axon connections homolog, metaxin like GST domain containing
Cellular component (GO): cytoplasm
Source: RefSeq, a predicted model, not a curated record
CCGGGCCGGAGGGAGCGGAGCGGAGAGGAGCGGGGGAUGCGGGGCCCGGGCGCAGCAUGCUGUGGGGAGUCGGGCUGGCGGCGCCUCGCUCCUGCGUGGCGGACUUGAGCCGCAACCGCAGCCUGUCGCUGGGCUGGUGCGCGGGGCCCGAGGAGCCGCCGCCCGCGCUCUAUGGGGGCGAGCUGGUCGCCUUCCCGCUGGCGGGCGCGGGGGCGGGCGGCACCAUGGCGGCGCUGGGCUCCGACUCGUGGUGGAAGAAGACGCUGUACCUGACGGGCGGCGCGCUGCUGGCCGCCGCCGCCUACCUGCUGCACGAGCUGCUGGCCAUCCGGAAAGAGCAGGAGAUUGAUUCAAAAGAUGCUAUCAUACUGCAUCAGUUUUCAAGGCCCAACAACGGCGUUCCGAGUCUGUCACCUUUCUGUCUGAAAAUGGAAACAUACCUAAGGAUGGCUGACCUCCCCUACCAGAACUAUUUUGAUGGAAAACUUUCCCCUCAAGGAAAAAUGCCUUGGAUUGAAUACAAUCACAAAAAAGUGUCUGGCACUGAGUUCAUUAUUGACUUUUUGGAAGAGAAACUUGGAGUGAAUUUAAAUAAAAAUCUUGGUCCACGAGAAAGAGCUGUUUCCAGAGCAGUGACAAAGAUGGUGGAGGAGCAUUUCUAUUGGACUCUAGCUUAUUGCCAAUGGGUGGAAAACCUUCACGAGACGCAAAAGAUGAUUUCAGUUUACGGCCCUCUCAGUGAUUUGCUGAAGUGGAUUCUCUGCCAUCUGACCAAAGGGAUCGUGAAGCGGGAGAUGUACGGUCACGGAAUUGGCCGCUUCUCUGAGGAGGAGAUGUACACACUGAUGGAGAAGGACAUGAGGACUCUAGCAAGUCUCCUGGGUGACAAAAAGUACAUUAUGGGACCAAACCUGUCCACUGUUGAUGCCACAGUUUUUGGUCAUCUGGCACAGGCAAUGUGGACACUGCCAGGGACUAGACCAGAGAGACUAAUCAAAGGUGAACUCAUUAACCUUGCUAUGUAUUGUGAAAGAAUAAGGAGGAAAUUCUGGCCAGAAUGGCAUCAUGAUGACGAUAAUACUCUGUAUGAAUCUGAGGAAAGCAGUGACACAAGCAAGACUCACUCCCCCUUGCAGGACUUCAGUUUUUAUUCAAGGACAGAAACAUUUGAUGAGGAAGGGAACAGUAUUUCUCAUACUCCUGACACAGAUUACACUGGACACUCCCUUUUUGAUUCAGAUGUGGACAUGGAUGACUACAGAGAUCACGAACAAUGCAAAUGAUGCAUACAAGCAUCUCUUGUUUUGCAGACAAGCUGUUUCUUGGGAUCAGUUGGAUUUAUUUUUUGCUCCAGGUUGGGAGAAGGUUGGUACCACCUCCAAGAGACCAUUGCGCUUGACUUGGCUGUCACAUGCUACCUGGACUAUCUCAACCUUAUUUCAUUUUGUGUAAUUGUUCAGGUGGAACCAAGGUAAACAGUUAUUUAAAACACACUGUGGGCAGAUGUGUGUCCAGAUGACAACAGAAACUUUCAAUCUACGUUCUUGCUUCCAUUGCAAAACAGAUCCCACAGUUGAGUGGGAGAAAACUCCAGGAGGUGGAGCAUUUGUAAUAGCUGGUUUCUGUUGAUAUCUUUACAGGUAUGGGUCAAGGACAAAAGAGGAAGAGGUGUUACUGGCACACGUUUCUCACGUGGAAGAAAAUUAUUGAUGCUGAUUUGGUGCAGUUUCAGGAAAGUUUUGAUAGCUACCUGCAGUCUGGGUGAUCACAAUGUGUCUGCAGGAAUCAACUGCUCCUGGUUCUUUCAGAGACAGACAAGGAAGGCAGAAGGAAAAUGUGUUUCUACAGAAGGGAACACUUUAGCAUUUCUUGUUCUUUGCAGAAGGUUGAAUAUUUUUAUUCAAAAGAAGAAUGUCAGUUUUAAUGUAUAAUCACCCACAUGCUAAUCUGGAAAGUGUGUUGGCCGAAGUCUGGCUUCAGGCCUUUAAAUCUCUUCUGUGUUUUUGAAUUAUUAGAUGUUUGUACUUCCUGCCACCAGCUGCUACUGAUUUAGAGAAAUGGGAUUCAUUACUGAAAGACUGGAGCAUCACAGCAGUGGGUGGUUUGUGUUCUUUAUGGAAAGACACAUCAAACCUUUAAAGUUUGCAAAGGAACUUGAAGUGUUUUUAGGUGUGAGGUGCUGUGUAAAUAUAAGGUGUAAUCCUGCAAUCAUAUGCUUUAGAGCUGGCUGGGACGGUGGGCGGUUGCUGGCUUAUAAUGCACAGUUCCUAAAGGCAGUGUGUGGGAGCAAGCUGUGAGAAGACAGUGGUGUCACAGCAUAUUCUGUGAGGAUUUCCAGGAGCUGAAAUAGUGACUAGGGUUGAUCAUAAGGCCUCUUUGGUGCCAUACUUGUGAAUCUGGAGAACCAAAGCAAGAAUAGCUGCACAGGUGCCGAUGUGUUCUGGUGUCGGUGUGAAGAUAAGAAUGGAUCCACUGGGUUGGCCCACCUGUUUGAAGUUAAGCAUCUACACCUGUGUUGCUUGAUAGUGAGUGGUUGAUUUUAAUUAAAAAGCAUAUGGAAAUUACAGAUGACCCUGGUCUUUGUAGAAGUGUAGAAAAUCGAGUUUUAUCUGCAUAAGUUGGUGGUAGCCUGUUGAAAUUACUUUCAUCGGGACUUUCUCAUUGAGUUACAUUUCCAUGAAUCACGACCUCUCAGCAGAAAUUUUGUCAUAUGUUGAUUCUAAGAAUAGGCAGGACACAAGUACGUUAUGAUGUUAGUUGCUGAUGGUCCUAGUAGUCUGGAGAUUGAACUAACUCCAGCUUUCAAAGAACGUAUCCCUUUCCUGCACUAUAGAUUGUCUUUGACAGGAAGAAGCUUGUUGCAGGGAACACCCAGCUAGCCAUGGCUCUGCAAGCAGAGGGGACAAAGUUGCAGUGAAUUCCUGUGUCUCUUCCAAGUCUGAGAGCUACUGCAGUGAGAGCAGGCAGUUUGGUCUGAGGUGAGCACAAACUUGCAUCUAUUUCCUAAAUUCCCAACACAUUUGCUUGAAGCUGUGCUCCAGCCUUGUAAUCAUGGGCAAGUCUCUAUUGUCAUGUUUGCAAAAGCAAAAUGAACCAAAACUGAGGAGGGGGAAGGUAUGAUCCAGUUACCUGGGACCCUUUUUAGGAAACUAAGCACAGGAACAGGUCACAAGGACAUGAGUCUUGGGCUUGAAAGCACAAGGGGCAAUGGUCUGACAUGCCUGUGAAACUUUGCAGGUAAGUCAGGGCAGGUGCAAACAUUUAGAUACUGUUAUUCUGGAUAAAAAGCAUGUACAUCAAGAAGCUCCUCUUAAAAAAUACUCAUGAUUUUGGAAUUCUGGUCAAGACAUUCUCAUUUCUUUAUCCAUCUUUUCAGCAUUAGGAGAGUGUGUUUCCAGGUAUGGAGCCCCUGCUGGCUCCAGAUGAAUCCCAGCAGUGAGUCAUGGUUAUUAAAAGACCAGCCUGAGUUCAUUGGACAGAGUCAUAUUUAUAAUUUUCCUGGGCUCACAAGUCUGUCAGUGGCAGCGAUGCUUGGGGCAUCCCAAAAGGCAAACUGUCCAGAAGCCAGUGAUGUAAUUUUGCCCUGUCAUAUGUAAGCAUUUGGAUAUCACGUGACGAUAUGUGGCAGUGGGCACAGAAAUUGGCAUCACUGCCAUGGUACAGAGCUGGUGUCAUGUUGUGGUCUUCUAUAUCUGAAAGUUUUCUUGGUGAGUGCCCAGUGCUUUGUUCCUAGAAUUGCUUCUGUGAUGCAUCUGAUAUUGUACAUCGUAGGGCACGUGUAUGCAUUUAUAUAUAUACACACAUACAUAUGCUAUUAAAAAUAUGUGUGUGCAUAUAUAAGAAUAUGUGAGUGAAUAUAUGUAUGUGUAAGUUUUGGUGCCAAAAGAAGCCGAAUGGUGAGAAAUAAUCUGGGGAUUCAUCCUCAGCAGAGCCUUGACUUCGCUUUGGUAAGUGUGGUGAUGGGCUUUCUUGCAGAAAAGUGAAACACAGUGGAUCUGAAGGGGCUGUGGAGGGGGAAGGAACUUUUUGUUGUCAGCUGAUAUUUUUUUCAGUGCUGUAAUCAGUUGGGUGAAUGUAUUUUGUAGCAUGUCACAUGCCUUCCAGUUCUUAGGAACUACUCAGGUUAUUUUAGAGAAGUUACUCAAUAAGUAGCUUUCUCCUUAUGACGGCUAUUCUAGGUACUGUGUUUCUGUGUUUGGCUGUGUUUCAAACUAGAGGUGAAAUUAGAAAACAGCAUUUAUUUAGGAAUUGGUGUGUGUAGUAUUUUGUCAAGGUCUGGUAGUAAAUCCUUGAGUUAAUUUAUCCUUUCCAGAAACAAAUAUUGUCUGUUAGACCUGUGUUAAGGAUUUAAUCCAAGAGUUUCUCUUUUGGAAGCUGGCCUUGGCAAAAUAUUUAUGGGGAAAAGAUAUUUAGAAAAAGAAAUUGCUUUGUUAACAUCCAUGAAAAAGUGUUAGAUAGUCUUGGUUUACAUGGAGGAAGAGUGGACAAGAAUUGUCCUCAACAAAAAUGAAACACAGUUAAGUUUUCAACAUUUUGCUAAAAGGGCAAUGUUUCCUUAGUCCUGCAAAGGUGUUCUCCCCUUGCUCAUUUCUUUUUUUUAUCUCCAUGCUUGAGGGGCUCUGCAAACCCUACAAACUGUCUGAAAGCAUCUUAGAGUCACAUGGUUGGAAGGGACCCACGGGGAUCACCAAGUCCAACUCCUGGCUCCACACAGCACCACCCAGAAUUCAAACCCCAUGGCUGAGAGCAUUUUCCAAAUGCUUCCUGAACUCCGGCAGCCUGGGACCGUACCCACUGCCCUGGGCAGCCUGUUCCAUGCCCACUGCUCUGUGGUGAGGAACCUUUCCCUAAUGCCCACCCUGAUCCUCCCCCGAUGCAGCUCCAUGACUCUUUAUGUUCCUUGGGCUCUUUCAUUUUUUUCCUCUGCUUUUUUUCUCCCUCACUCUCCCCUGAUCAAAACCGCAAUGGAAGUUUGCUGCAAGCACCCCGCAGGCCCUGACCGUGGUGCUGCAGGGGCCAGGAAACCAGGUGUCACCGCAGUGCUGAAACCCAGGACAGCCCAGGAGCACCGACUGCCUGCUGUGUGAGGUAUGAAGGCCUUUUGAAGCUGAAGGGUGAAAGUGACCACGAUUUUGUGCCUGAGGUGAUGCUGACCCUGCAAGGGUUUUUUAGUGACUGGGGACUUCUUGUAGGGCAGCAUUAGAAAGGGUUCAGGAGCCUGUGUCAUGAGAGCCAAGUGCAUGGGAGGUGCUGGAGAGCAGACCUGGUGGUGGUCCCAGCCAUGACUGCAGGCUGGCCUGGGGAAGCAGCAGGGUGGGCAUGGGAGCAGGCAGUGUGUGUGAAGGGCCUCGUUCGUGAGUAGGGAGAGGCUCUUUGACUUCACUGUGGGACAGUGUGGUUGCACCAUUUUUUAAGUCUGAACACUGCCAAAUACUGAGUAUUGUAUUUAUUUUAUAUUUCCGUAAUACUUCUGUGAGGGAAUGAUAAUUGGUCUUCUCUCCCUCAUUUGGCAAAUGGGAAUUAAAAAAAAUACUCUGUGUUCCCACUGUAGUUAAAUUUAAGGCAGCCUGGUUUGUGGGUUUUUAAUUUUUUUUUUUGAGCUGUGGAUUGCAGUGUUUGAUUGUGUAACGCUGUCAUGUCAGGAUGGAUUUGUGUGUCAGUGUCAGCAUUGCUGGCUCUGUCAGCAGAGCUCACUGUUACCAAGUGGGGAGAUAGAUGCUGGGCUGUAUAAGUCCUACAGAAAUUGUACAAAUGUGGUGCUUGAUUUAAGAACCAAACCAAACCUGAUGUUUCAGAUCUGGAGGACUGUUUCCAUCCAAUUACAACACUGCAAGUCACACAUUUUGAUCUUUAAAACCUUGGCAAUGUCCCUCCAGAUCUGUAUUCUCUUUGAAAAAAUAUUGCCUGAAAUAUUUCUGCAGCAAUAGUUCAGGCACAAAUUUCUUUUUGUCAGUGAUGUCUGCUCAAGUAAUCAUGACAGCUUCAUACUGUUUUCAUUGAAAGGGUUGUAUCUGUCAGAUACUCAGCCGUACAAAAUACUGCCUUCUGGAAAAGUGUGUUAUGUGCAGAUUUAUGCAGGGCAGCUCACCAAGCAAAAUUUCUGUGGCAGGGGAUGAAUUCAAGUGGUUCUUGUCCUCAGAUGUUUGAAGAAUUUGAAUCUGUUUCCUGACAAGUAGCUACUUAAUCUAACCCCUCCAUCACCAAAUACUGCAAAAUUAUAAAUCAGGCCUAUCAUCAAAAUAAAGCAAAUUAUGGUCUUUAAAUGUAGAGUUAUGUUGAACAGCCCUGUAGCUGGUAUAUGGAAAUGGAUAUACGUAGUGUAGGGGUGAGUCAUUCCCAUACCUGUCAGUGGCUGUGAUCUGGAGGAACAUCCAAGCUGCACUGUCUGAUCUGUGGACAAGGAGGAUUAGAGGUACCCUUGAAUGACCACAGUGAUUCUCAGCAGCAUAUUAGUGCUUCUGUAUCUGUGUGUGCUGCACCGUGCCUCAGCUGCUUGUUACCACUGAGGACGUAGUGGAGGGGCUUCCUUAAUGCUGCUGCUCAGGUGGGGCUGCUGCUUUGCUGUUGUCCUGUACCGAUGCUGUGUUCUGUGUCCAUGUGAUAAAGGAGAAGAAUCCCUUUUGGUCUGGCUCCUUUACAUGGCACUGCAGUGGCUGUGGCUUCCUUCUGAUGGUGCCCAGUGGUGUGUGUGGGCCAUCGUGACCCACUGGUGUCCUGUCAAGGGGAGACCUUCUCCAUCAUCCCAUACUGUGUCGGCCUCCUGUGUGACGGUGAAAUGGUUGCGUGGAGUUUCAGGCUAGUGACCUCAAUCUUUACAGCUUCGCUGUAGGUGGGAAAAGCAUUGCAGCACGGAUCAGCUCUGUCUCAGCAAUUUUGGGUAGUGCUCUGUGAUGGCCAUUGUGAAGAGCUUUUUUUGCACGCCUUCCCUUACGUGCUAACAUGAAGAACUUCUCAGCGGAGAUUUUCACAGGUUCCUGAGGUGUUUGGAAAGAAACGGGAUGUGUGUGUGCAGUAUGGGAAUCUUAAUCAAUGAAAACGUUCAGUGAGUCACUGCGGUGCUGAGCUGUGAGUACUGUAUUCUGUUUGCCCUGCUGGCAGAUUUUGAGGCCAGAGAUAGUUAUGGACAUUGAGUGUGACUCAUACAUAAAAAGGACCAUAGAAUUUCAUCUUAACGAUAUCCACAUCCAGCUCAACAAACUUAAGCAGAAACAGAGCAUCUGCUUCCAAAAGGCAUUCAGCUUCUGCAGAAUGGCAAGAUCCUGCCCCUUUGAAGUCACUGGCAGGAGUGCCAUUGGCUUCAGAAAGGCCAGAGGUUUCCAACUGGGCUUCCAAGUGACCCAGAAUUUAUCACUUCUCUCAGUCCUUUGUCUGAGUCACUUGGAAGCCCUCAUGUAGAAAUUUAUGUUACCAGGGCUGUUCACUAGAGGAAGGCAAACAAGAAACUGGUUGGUUGUUUUUUAAACUCUUAAAAAAAAAGACUUUAAAAAAAAAAACCUUUUUAAGCUUCACUUGUUGUGAUGAUAUUGUCACUGGGCACGGUGUAUGCUCUUCCCUUGCUUUUUAAUUUGUUCUUAAGAGUGGUCGUCUUUUGACUGUACAGGUUUUUAUUUUUCAGAAUACUUGAAGAAUGCGGGCCCCAAAGUUUUAACCUUCAGGGUGCAAAAUCAGCCAAGAACAAAGCAUAUAUGGGUGGGUAUGGGGGAGGGAUGUAUCCAGCUCUGUACAGUGUACAAGGUUUUCCUAACAAAGUGGAGUAACACAUUGCUAAAUGAGGACUUUAAUGCUGUAGCUGCGUUGUGUUGUUUGUUGAUGAAUUCACAAGACAUACAUUAUUUUAGCACUGUUAUUACUACUAGUUUACAAAGCCAUAUUUAAAAUUGUACACUUAAUUGUAACAUAACUUUAAAUUGUGUACUGUGUUGAUUCCUGUAUGUAUAUAUGAAAAUCUGUAUAUUUUGUCUUUAUGCCACAUGUCAUUGGUGUAUAAAUUACAAGUAAUGGAUCUAAAA